This is a messenger RNA of Formica exsecta, 2314 nucleotides long. RefSeq lists its product as uncharacterized. The record is from RefSeq and is a predicted model, not a curated record. NCBI's taxonomy places the organism in Eukaryota, Metazoa, Arthropoda, Insecta, Hymenoptera, Formicidae. The coding region runs from base 174 to 1232 and encodes 352 amino acids. The transcript is spliced from 5 exons.
ACCAGCCAUCAUAUACAGAUAACAAUGGAUUCUAUCGUAUUAAUUUGACAUUUUCCUGUUAGCGUUUCUUACAAUUUUUUUUUUUUUUUUUUUUGUUCACUUUAUGUGUGUGGGCAAAUUUUUAUUUAUUGUUAUUACAUAUCUAUUAAACACUGUCUGUUACCUUAGAAUUAAUGAUGAGGAACGCAAAAGUUAAAAAUUCAAGAACAGGAAGUUUGGGAAGCUUUAGUGAUGGUGGUGGAUUAUUCGACGUUGUCGUGCGACCAAUGCUGCAAAAAGGACACGAGGGAGAAUUGUGCAGUUGGUUAAAAGAAAUGAGUCUAAUUCGUACAGUUUCCAAUUGUCCUCAUUUGGAAUGUAAUGGACGUAGUUUAGCAUGGAAUCCUGCAAGAAUCAUAGACAAAUAUAUUUGGUCUUGUCCCGACUGCCUGAGAAAGCUGUCGAUAAGGGAAAAAUCCUUCUUUUUUGGAAUAAAAUGUGACCUGAAAAUGUGCCUUCAAUUGAUACUAGGAUGGUGUCAAAAUAUUCCCUGUGAAAUUACUGCUUCAUACUUAGAUAUCAAGAAACAUGUAGUUAGAAAAACAUACGAACGAUGUGACGAAGUUUCUGCAAUCUAUGUGAAGAAACAUCCAGAGGAUUGGUUAUUAGGCGGUGAAGGUGCAAUAUUAAUAGUGGAUGAAUUUCCUGGUGGUUAUAUGACAGAGCGUCAACCAGAUUUGAACUCUGCCAAAAAACGCAAUAAUAAUUCCCACACAAUAAUAUGCAUUGCGGAAGCGAAUGCUAUACCACCUCGCAUAUGGUUGCAUAUGAUUGAAGCUGUACCAGAGCCACAAAAGAUUGACAAGCAACAAAUAGGGGUCAACAAGUGUAAUAUGGUGAAGGAAGCUCUGAAAGAAAUUGUGAAGCAUACAGUGCCAGGAAGUUACAUAGUAGCAAAUGAUCGUGUUUGCUGCUGCAGUUAUGAAUCUUUACAGAGUUUAAGGCAAUACAAGAUUAUCAGUAUUGAACAACUACAAAAAUUUGAUCCACCUGGUCAAAGUAAACUUCUUGACAAUCUUGAAACAAUUUGGCAAAACGCCAUUGAAAUCUGUGAGGAAGUUCAAGAAGCUACGCACACUUCGGGCCAAUAUAUCAUUGCAAGGCACUUAUGGAGACAGAAAUUUGGAACAUCACUCUCCACGGCUUUUCAAGAUAUGCUAAACCACAUUGCAGAAUAUUACCGAUUUUCUUAAGAUUAGGCACAAAUAUUGAACUCGCUUUUAGAUCGCAACAUUAUAACAUCUCUCAUACAUGACAAAAAAAAAUGCUACUGCAAAUAACACUCGAUUUUUUUAUAAUUAUACAUAGAAGAUGGAUAUUGGUUGAGAAAUUAGAUCUUAUAUAUAUAAUUUUCACAAAUUGCCUUAUAUAUAAAAUGACAAAUAUUCAUAAAUGAUAUAUAUUCUACAAGAUUUAUUUUUUAUAUGUGCAUAACAAAGUAAAAAUUAGAAAUGAUUAUAUUGUUAAGUCUUCCAAGUACUAUUAAGAUAUUACUCUUCAUAUAAAAUUAUAUAUACUGACAAUAAUUGUUAAGAAAUUAGAAUUAUAGUGAAAAGUUAAAUGAACUAAGAGAGAGAAAGUGAGGCGGCAAGAUUUAUAAGAAAUUAUAUCUAAAGUUUUCAUAUCUGUGCUAAUAUUGACAAAAGUUAUUGCAUUGAAAGACUGAGAGUGACACUACCAAUAGAAUAUACAAAAUAAUUUCAAACCCAAUAAUGUAGCAAUAUUAGGAUAAAUUAUAAUAGCACAUAUAUUAUUCAUAAUUUGUUUUCUAAUGGAAGAGAUAUUAAGUGCUAUAAUCUUAGGUAAACCUUCUUUCUUAUGUACUUUUUUUUUUCUUUCUAAUGUUCGCUCUCAAAUAUUUAAGUACGCACAAAAUUAAAUUUUUAGUAUAAUUUUAUAUUUUACUAUAUUGUUGUCAUAUGUAUGUUUGUUUAUAAUGUUAUGUAAUUGUUGGACAUAAUUUUACAUCUAUAAAAAAAGAGAGGGAUAGCAAAUAGUGAGCCGAUCAAUUUUUUGUCGAGACAAUUCUGUAAUUUUUUAACAAUUUAUCGAUUACUUAUAAUUUCUCACUAUAACAUUAUUAUUAAGUUAAAAAUAAAAUACAAAAGUUGUGCUCUUAUCGAUAAAUAUAUAUUUUUUCAAAUAUUUUCUCUGAAAGAUAUUAUAAGAUAGACUCUAAUGACCAUUGAGAAAAAUUUAACAUUUGCUACAAAUUUUACUAAUAUGACUGUUUACUUAUUUUGGAUGAAAUUGAUAAUAAAGUGUAAAAAUCAAA